This is a messenger RNA of Sipha flava (yellow sugarcane aphid), 2425 nucleotides long. RefSeq names its product calcium/calmodulin-dependent protein kinase type IV-like. Lineage: Eukaryota; Metazoa; Arthropoda; Insecta; Hemiptera; Aphididae. Gene Ontology annotation, cellular component: nucleus. Gene Ontology annotation, molecular function: protein serine/threonine kinase activity; ATP binding. The record is from RefSeq and is a predicted model, not a curated record. The transcript is spliced from 5 exons. The annotation marks the transcript as partial. Gene Ontology annotation, biological process: positive regulation of apoptotic process; protein phosphorylation; intracellular signal transduction.
CUUGUGUUUAUUUAUUUAUUAUUUUUGUUCCGCAGGGGCAAGUAUGCGACAGUCAGACGGUGUCGAGACAAACAAACCGGUAAACAAUACGCGGCCAAGUUUCUUCGGAAGCGCCGGCGAAACGCUGACCUGCGACCCGAAAUACUACACGAAGUGGCCGUGCUAGAGGCUUGUACGUCCAACAGCCGUAUCGUUAACCUCUACAAAGUGUUCGAAACCAGCACCGAAAUGAUAUUGUUACUAGAAUUAGCACCUGGUGGUGAGUUACAAAUGCUCUUGGACCGGGACGAAGUGCCAUCUGAGCCGGAGUUGGCUCGGCUCAUGCGACAGAUACUCGAUGGGUUGCAGUACUUGCACUCCAUAAACGUUGCGCAUCUAGACAUCAAGCCACAAAAUUUAGUUCUAACUGCUGACUUCCCAAUCUGUGAUGUAAAAUUAUGCGAUUUCGGCAUAUCCAGAUACCUUAGUGAAGGGGUUGACGUGCGAGAAAUACUAGGUACGCCCGACUAUAUAGCGCCCGAAGUACUAAACUACGAACCAAUCGAUGUACAAACCGACAUGUGGUCUGUCGGAGUCCUAAUGUACGUGUUGUUAACUGGGUGCUCACCGUUUGGUGGUAACACCAAACAGGAAACAUUCUGUAACAUAUCACAAUGUAAACUCGAUUUUCCUGAAGAACUGUUUCAGGAUAUAUCUGAGGAUGCCAUUGAUCUCAUGAAAAAACUGAUGGUGAAAAACCCCAGGGAUCGCCUCACCGCCAACGAAUGUUUGGAGCACAAAUGGUUUCUCAGGGUGCCGACGACGAUAUACAAGUCGCCGUCGAGAGUAGCGGAUGAAAAACACAACGGGAACACAAGCAGCAGCAGCAACAGCAGCAUGAACAACAUCAACAACAACAGUCACAACAAUACCAAAGUUGCUUGCGAGUCGUCGGCGAUGCACUCGGUCGCGAAACCCAACGUCGUCCCCGUGUCGAUGGACGUGGCAGACGCGUCGAGCCCUGUCAAACAACACCACCAGCAGCAGCAGCUGCAGCAAAAUAAAACAUUUUCCGCGUUGUCUAAGAGCUGCGACAACUCGCCCGUGCCGGCGAUGAGCGCGUCGAGGCGCAAAUCGUUCAAAGACAACAUGGAGUCGCUGGUCAAGCGGUUGGAGCGCGAACUGGCCGACGGCGGCGCGGUCGAGUCGUCCACGGCCACGGCGACGUCGUCGUGCCGGACUCUGAAUCGCGCGAACGGCACGCAAACGAUGCCCGUGGGUGGUCUGGACAUUGCCCCGUUCACGUUCCGCCAGGUGUACGUGGUGGACGACCAGCAGCAGCAGCAGCACCACCACGAGUACCAACAGCAACAACAACACCACCAACGGCCGCGGGCCCCGUCCACGUCGUCGACGCCGAACAGCAGCAGCGCGGACAACUCGUCGGUGAGCGACUGCAGCAGCGACACCGUGAGCGAGUUCUCCAUCGACUCGAGCAGCGAUCGGUCCAGCAUCAUAUCACUGGAAGACUCGCUGGACCACCACCACCACCAUCACCAUUCCUCCUCGUCGUCCGCGUCGUCCAGCUCGUUGUCGUCGUGGUGCCGGCCCGCCGCGUCCAAUAGCCUGUUGCUGCAGCAGACGCGCAGGCUGGGCAAAACGUCCGCGUCGUGCUUCGACGUCUGGGACACGUCCGGCCGCGACGGCGGCCGCAGGAAGUGGCCAAAGGAGUGCAACGGCGCGGUGGCGCGGGCCAUGUCGCAGUUCGCCAACGGCUGCGGCGGCGACUGUCGGCCGUCCGCGCGUCUCCGGGUGUUCGACGACAGCGCCGCGAAACCUGCGGCCGACAAGCGGUACAUCGGGCUGGAACUGAUGCGCGAACGCAACGGCAACGUGGUGGUGAUCCGCGAGAUCAAGGCCAACAGCGGUAGCCGGUACACGCGGUGCAGCGAGCUCAAGUGCGAGUCCGUCCAGUCCCGAAUACGCAAGCUCCAGGUACACCGCGGCGCCGGCGUCCAGAUGGAAAAACCGUCGUCCAACAUCUUCUGACCGUCGGCCGCCGUCGUCGUCGUCGUCCGGUGACGGCGUGACGUCACCGCCGUCCCUGUCGCCGCAUCUAGUCCGCAGCAACGACCUCGUAACCGUUUUAUAUUGUUAUUUUUACUCCUUGUGAAAUAUAUAUGUAUGUACACCUACCUACCCUACCUACCUAUCUACUUACCUACCUUCCGCGAAACUUCUUUCUUUUAUCCCUAUCAUUAAAUCGUAUAUGCUUCUUGGUCGAUGAUCCGAAAAUACUCGAUCAUCAUCUUAUUAAACGUAAUACGUUUGCGUGUGUUGUUCACCUUUAUAUUUCCUACACUUUCCAACUAUCUUUUCGACCUUUACUUAAAACAAUUUUUUUUUCUUUUUUUAAAUUAUUCGAAAAUAUAUACAUGUGCAACAA